Acaulospora colombiana is the source of this 295-nucleotide messenger RNA. The record is from the annotation of a GenBank genome assembly. NCBI's taxonomy places the organism in Eukaryota, Fungi, Glomeromycota, Glomeromycetes, Diversisporales, Acaulosporaceae.
AGGCAAAAUGAACGGGAUCUCGAGAGGUCUUUCGAUAGGAAUGAAUGUGAACUUUUACAGAAGUCAGGCGAUUUCAAUACACUGAAACUUUCAUCGAGUUAUGCAGAAAAGUCGACAGAACUGCUUGAAAUAGACGUAGACGAGGAGGACGAGGAUGGCGUCAUAAUUAUUGAUGAUGUAGACGAACUGUGCUUCGAAGAGGGGGACCCAACAAAUGAUCUUAAAAUAGGAGAUACCAAUGUGUCUCAGUUAUUCCGGCAGUAUCAAAAUGAGUCGUUAAAGAUCGCAAAGACUG